Molecule: messenger RNA, 1470 nt
Organism: Aspergillus bombycis
Lineage: Eukaryota; Fungi; Ascomycota; Eurotiomycetes; Eurotiales; Aspergillaceae
Product: cytochrome P450
Exons: 3
Coding region: 1-1470 (489 amino acids)
Molecular function (GO): iron ion binding; heme binding; monooxygenase activity
Source: RefSeq, a predicted model, not a curated record
AUGUAUUUCCUCUCGGUAUCAGCCCUAACUAUUGUCAUACCGGUGAGCUACGUGCUCUUCCAUCUGGGUUACAACCUCUUCUUCCAUCCGCUCCGUGGAUACCCUGGCCCGCUGCUAUGGCGAGCCAGCUCUCUGCCCUGGAAGAUCGCAUUGCUCCGGGGCACAAUGCACCAUGACCUAAUGCGUUAUCAUCAGAAGUACGGCGAUACUGUUCGGAUUAAGCCCGAUGAGAUUAGCUACGCAAAUGCCCAAGCCUGGCGCGACAUCCACGCUCAUGUGCCAGGACGACCGGAGUUCCUCAAGGACCCCGUACGCCUCCCAUUAGCACCCAACGGAGUCAUGAGUAUCCUAGUCUCCGAUACGCGGAACCAUGCACGGUUCCGUAGUCUGUUCGGCCAUGCAUUCAGCGACAAGGGUCUUCGCACCCAGGAGUCCACCAUUGUGCAAUACGCCGACUUACUAGUUGACGUCCUGCGUGAGGUGGCCGACACGGGUCGUUCUGUGGAGAUGGUGUACUACUUCAAUAUGGCCAUCUUUGACUCCAUUGGAGCUCUGUCCUUCGGCGAAUCCUUCGACAGCCUGAAGAGCCGGCAGCUGCACCCAUGGGUUGACGCUAUCCACAAGAAUCUCAAGAGUGUGGCCAUUUCACACGUUCUGCGCAGUAUGGGCAUCGAGUUCCUCACCCCCUACGUGCUGCCCAAGGAGCUCCGGGGUAAACGCCAGGAAAACUACAACUACGCUGUGGAGAAGCUAAACAAGCGGAUGAAAAUGGAAGGUGACCAGGGCGACUUCUGGGACAAGGUUCUCGUCAAGAGUGCCGACGAAAACCAGCGUGGGGAUGGCAUGAGCGCUGGCGAGAUGCUCAAUAACGCUGCCGUCAUGGUCGUCGCAGGGUCUGAGACCACAGCCUCGGCGCUCAGCGGCUCGAUGUAUCUGCUGUGUUUGUCAGGCAAGAUCGAGAAAGCCACCGCGGAGAUCAGGAAGAGUUUUGCCUCCCCGGAGGAGAUUGACUUGAUCUCCGUCUCGCAUCUGCCGUACCUUACUGCCGUCAUCGAUGAGACGCUGCGCAUGUAUCCAGCCGUGCCCGGUCAACCCCCACGCGUGGUCCCCACUGGCGGAGCAACGGUUUGUGGCCAGUUUGUUCCUGCAGAGACGAGGGUCGGUGUUAGUCAUCUCGGCGCCUACUUUGCCGACUACAACUUUACUCACGCCGACAAGUUCAUCCCCGAGCGACAUCUGCAGAAGACGGAGGAACCGUACAAGUACGACAACUAUGGCGCCUACCAGCCUGGUCUGUUGGACUGCGGAACUCUCCUGUGGCAUUUUGAUUUUACUCUCGAUAUGGGCAAGACUGGGAACUUCCUCGAUCAGAAGAUCUGGUCUAUCUGGGCCAAACGAGAGCUUUACAUGUCUAUUAAGUCCAGGGACACUUCUUGUUCUUGGCCCAGUACUUCCAAUAGUCCACAGUGA